Molecule: messenger RNA, 1729 nt
Organism: Haplochromis burtoni (Burton's mouthbrooder)
Lineage: Eukaryota; Metazoa; Chordata; Actinopteri; Cichliformes; Cichlidae
Product: neurogenic differentiation factor 2
Exons: 2
Coding region: 352-1425 (357 amino acids)
Biological process (GO): nervous system development; regulation of DNA-templated transcription
Molecular function (GO): protein dimerization activity
Source: RefSeq, a predicted model, not a curated record
AAGCCAGUCUCUGUGAAUGCGGCCGCAUGUCAAUCACCGGCUCUCAUGUGAUGGCUCUUGCCAAUGACGUGCCAGCCAUAUGGGCCUGGCAUCAGAGCUGGUAUGUAACCCACCCAGUCCUGCCUCUGAGGUGCCACACGGCUCCCUCCUCGCGUUUGGGCUGAGGAUAGCAGCAGCAGACAGAGCAGGGUGGCAGGAGAGGAGAGAGAGGUGUGAGAGCAGAACGCAGCGCCUCGCUCGCACAAGCAUCCGUGCAGGGCGUGUGGAUGUGAUGCCCACCCGGAGAGAGAUGGUGUAAACAAACCCGCUUUGCCCCGUCACUGAGCUCCACCACGGAGGUUGCAUGCCACAAUGUUGAGCCGUCUGUUCAGCGAGGUGCUGCCAGACGUCCAGAGGCUCGCAGCCGACUGGGUGGAGGACAAUGAGGUCGAGGACUCCAAAGCCAAGGAAGAUGACCACGAGCCCUGCCACCUCGAGGAGGACGAGCUGGACGAGCCACUGGAAGGCAGCAGUCGAGCUGAGUCUGAGAUGGCCGGCGACGAUGAUGAGGACGAGGAGGCCGAGGAAGAGGAGUGUGGGGAUGAGAACAGCGGGGACAAACCCAAGAAGCGCGGCCCAAAGAAACGUAAGAUGACGGCGGCUCGCGUGGAGCGCUCCAAGAUGCGUCGGGUAAAGGCAAACGCGCGGGAGCGCAUGCGCAUGCACGACUUGAAUUCCGCGCUGGACAACCUGCGCAAGGUGGUGCCCUGCUAUUCAAAAACCCAAAAACUCUCCAAGAUCGAGACUCUGAGGCUGGCCAAGAAUUACAUAUUAGCCCUCGGGGAGAUUUUACGCAACGGAAAGCGUCCAGAUGUGGUGACCUACGUGCAGAUGUUGUGCAAAGGCCUGUCCCAGCCCACCACCAAUCUGGUGGCAGGCUGCCUGCAGCUCAACACCAGGAACUUCCUAACUGAACAGUGUUCAGACGGAGCCCGAUUCCACAUGCCGAGUUCUCCUUUCUCGGUCCAUCCCUACUCGUACCGGUGUUCGCGCCUCUCCAGCCCUCAUUACCAGCCCGGAACCGGUGCUCUCAACUUGCGAAGCCACUCCUACGGCUCUGGAUACGAGGCCGUGUACCCGCCUGGAGGCACGUCCCCUGACUACAGCAGCCCGGACUACGAAGGCCAGCACAGCCCUCCCGUGUGCCUGAACGGCGGACUCUCCGGGAGGCAGCAGGAGUCCUCUGAGACUGACAGGAACUAUCAUUACUCUGUGCACUACUCUGGACUGACCACUUCUCGACCCAGCCACAGCAUACCCUUUGGGCCUUCGGGUACGCGCAGUGGUGGUGCGCACUCAGAAAACAUUCCACCAUUCCACGACGUACACUUGCACCACGACAGGGCGCCCCCAUACGAGGAUCUCAAUGCCUUUUUCCACAAUUGAUUCCAUACUACGGUCCAAUCAGGCUUAUUGACAUUCUAAUGACAAUCCUAUAAUGUUUAAUAUUGUUUGGGAAACAAGAAGAGUCUCUAAAGGGAGGUGAUGGAGGUGGCAGAAAGAGUCUUUUGAUUAUCUUCUGUAUUCUACUGAUGUCAUCCCUAUACUGUUGUACAUCAUAUCAAAGUGUGUCCAGUAUUAUCCUGUAUGCAGAAUGAGUGCAACUGACAUAAACAAUGUAUAGGCCAACAUGAAACAUGUUAUGACUCAAACGACUUAAAAUAAAAAAGUGUUUUCUAAUCGUCUGAAA